Molecule: messenger RNA, 453 nt
Organism: Xylaria bambusicola
Lineage: Eukaryota; Fungi; Ascomycota; Sordariomycetes; Xylariales; Xylariaceae
Exons: 2
Coding region: 1-453 (150 amino acids)
Biological process (GO): proteasome assembly
Source: RefSeq, a predicted model, not a curated record
AUGGCAUCUGAGCCGAUUCAAGUUUCUUUCCCCUUACCACGGGGAAUGGACACCAAGAUCCAUAUGCGCUUAACAGUUCAGUCAAAAGCUAUCCUCUUGUUCGUCACCACUGUGGCGGCCGAGGACUCCGAUAAGCCAGCUCCCAUGGGUGCAUUUGUCUACGCGUUGCCUGAUAGAUACAAUCCAGCCCAGCCUUUGUCGACGACAAUCUACUCAACCGAGGCAACGCUGGAGUUUACGACGCGUCUUGCCAAGUUAUUGGCCAAGAAGACAAACAUGCCCGUAUAUGUGGGAAACUCAAUUAGCUUUGCUAACACCGGCCUGGGCGGUUCUAUGGAAGAGGAGAUGGAGGCCUUUAAACAGGUCGUCACGGUUGCGCUUGGCAAGCUGCAGCCAAUCAUUCAAGCUGCAAACCCCGUUUCUAAUGGCGUAGAAGGCAACACAGAUAAAUAA